Molecule: messenger RNA, 528 nt
Organism: Trichosurus vulpecula (common brushtail)
Lineage: Eukaryota; Metazoa; Chordata; Mammalia; Diprotodontia; Phalangeridae
Product: actin-like
Exons: 1
Source: RefSeq, a predicted model, not a curated record
CUUCCCUUCCUUGUUGGGUGCUCCAGACAUCAGGGUAUAAUAGUUAAUAUGUGCCAGAAUGACAGCUAUGUGGGGGAUGAGGCCCAGAGCAAGAGAGGUAUUCUGACCCUGAAGUGCCCCAUUUAACAUGAUUUUGUCACCAACUAGAAUGACAUGGACAAGGUCUGGCAUCAUACUUUCUACAAUGAGACCCAUGUGGCCCCUGAAGAGUACCCUGUGCUGCUCACAGAAGCCCCCCUGAACCCCAAAGCCAACAGAGAAAAAAUGACUCUGAUUAUCUUUCAGACCUUCAUCACCCCAGCCAUGCACACUGUUAUCCAGGUUGUGCUGUCCCUGUAUGUCUCUGGUUGUACCAACAGUAUUGUGAUGGACCCUGAUGAUGGUGUGACCCAUCCUGUGACCAUUUAUGAAGAUUAUACCCUUCCUUAUAUCAAACUCCAUUUGGAUCUGGCUGGUUGUGAUCUGAUGGACUACCUCAUAAAGAUCCUGAAAAAAAGAGGGUACAGUUUCACUACCACAGUUACAUAA